Molecule: messenger RNA, 1206 nt
Organism: Cloeon dipterum
Lineage: Eukaryota; Metazoa; Arthropoda; Insecta; Ephemeroptera; Baetidae
Exons: 7
Coding region: 1-1206 (401 amino acids)
Source: RefSeq, a predicted model, not a curated record
AUGCCGGGUAGGAAAAAGCCAUCGUUUGAGUUCUACGGCAAUCUUAUUGAACGAGACUGGAAGGAAAAAAUCGUCAAAUCUUUCGAUGACGUAAGCAGUAGGUCAUACCUGUGGACGUUGGUGUUGAAGAAAAAGAAGGGACAGAGAAGGCCAGCAAUAGAACUAAAUGUUCUACAGGCGUCUGUUACAAACAAAACCACAAAACUUCAUCGGUUUUUAGAAACAGUCGGACUACGUUGUGGAAAUUGUGCUUUGGAAAAUCAACCAAGUGAAGAGGAUUCCGAGUUGGAUGAAGAUGAAGAACUUUCAGACGAAAAUGAGACGGCGCCUCAGGAGGAACCUGAUCUCCAACUGCCAGAAGAAUUGAAGGAAAUGUACGCGCAACUAAAACUUUGCAUUCCACGAAUCGCCACAAAGAACUCUCAGCCAUUAGGCUACGUUUUCGGGAUGCCUAAUGCAGGUUUCCUUGUAAAUCUACAAAAGUUUAGCGAGACCUGCGUGGUUGACGCAGUUGAGGUCAUUUUUCGUCAAGCCAUCAGUUUAGGUGUGCACCCUAACUUCCUGUCUGACAAAUGGAGCAUCCAACCAGAGAUGACCUUGCUUGAGGGCCUGUGCUCACGAAAUAAAUUCCUGAACUGGCUUGGAAAUCAAUACCCUUCUGAAUUUAAUGAGAAUUCCAUGCGGUGCUCAGUAAGCGAAUUCUUACAAUGCAUCAAUUUCAAGUCUUCACGCACCAUUGGAACAUGUCCAACAUGCAAAGAUAUCGUGCAGAAGACACAUACAGAGCCUAUUAUGAAAAACAACACGGAUUGUUCAGACCUGAUGCAACUUCAACAACAUCUUGCAGAAGAAGUAUGGAUUACUUGCCAAAAGUGCAAAGUAAAUUUUGCUGGGGCGCAAGAGCUGGAAAGCUUCAUCGCCGUUGAAAACACGCUUAAAUUGAGCAAGGGAAAAUAUAUCAGAAAACAGAGAAAAGUCUCCAUUGAUGAGCCUCAGUCAACAAAGUCCUUUCAUUAUAAAGGUAAACUAUACAAACUGAUGGCUAUGGCCCACAACUCACUUCGCGGCCAUGUAACUGCAGUUGUCUACAUUGAGGAUGGAGAAGAAAAUGCCCUGGAAUUUGACGAUUUAAAAUUCAAAUCAUCACUGGUGCCUAGGAAGGAAAUCAACCCUGAUUUUUUUUUUUAUGUGUCUUCAGCUGAAUAG